This is a messenger RNA of Kogia breviceps (pygmy sperm whale), 1234 nucleotides long. RefSeq names its product geranylgeranyl transferase type-2 subunit beta-like. Gene Ontology annotation, cellular component: Rab-protein geranylgeranyltransferase complex. The record is from RefSeq and is a predicted model, not a curated record. Gene Ontology annotation, molecular function: Rab geranylgeranyltransferase activity. Gene Ontology annotation, biological process: protein geranylgeranylation. Lineage: Eukaryota; Metazoa; Chordata; Mammalia; Artiodactyla; Physeteridae.
UUCGCUCUCAGACAUGGGCACACCGCAGAAGGAUGUUAUUAUCAAGUCAGAUGCACCCGACACCCUAUUAGUGGAGAAGCAUGCAGAUUAUAUAGCAUCCUAUGGCUCAAAGAAAGAUGAUUACAUUCUUACUCUCUAUGGUAGUAUUAAUGUUAUUGAUGUAAAUAAAGUUGUGGAAUAUGUUCAGAGUCUACAGAAAGAAGAUGGUUCUUUUGCUGGAGAUUUUUGGGGUCCCACUAAGCAGCUGGGAGAAAUCGACACAAGAUUUUCUUUUUGUGCGGUGGCAACUUUGGCUCUAUUGGGGAAGCUGGAUGCUAUUAAUGUGGAAAAGGCGAUCGAAUUUGUUUUAUCAUGUAUGAACUUUGAUGGUGGAUUUGGUUGCAGGCCAGGUUCUGAAUCCCAUGCUGGGCAGAUCUAUUGUUGCACAGGAUUCCUGGCUAUUACUAGUCAGUUGCAUCGAGUAAAUCCUGAUUUACUUGGUUGGUGGCUUUGUGAACGACAGCUUCCAUCAGGUGGACUCAAUGGAAGGCCAGAGAAGUUACCAGAUGUAUGGUAUUCUUGGUGGGUGUUGGCUUCCCUAAAGAUAAUUGGAAGGCUUCAUUGGAUUGACAGAGAGAAACUGCGCAGUUUCAUUUUAGCAUGUCAAGAUGAAGAAACGGGAGGAUUUGCAGACAGGCCAGGAGAUAUGGUAGAUCCUUUUCAUACUCUAUUUGGAAUUGCUGGAUUGUCACUUUUGGGAGAAGAACAGAUUAAACCUGUUAGCCCUGUUUUUUGCAUGCCUGAAGAAAUACUUCGGAGAGUGAAUGUUCAGCCUGAACUAGUGAGCUAGAUUAGUUAGAUCCCUUGAUGCAAAAGUUGCUUAGUGUAGUUUUACUGGUUUAACAUUUCAGUAUUUGAAGUGCUUAACAAACUUAAUGGCUGCCAUGUUCAUAUUUUGUACAUGAAUUGUGUUGAUUGUAAUAAAUUAUAUAAUUAUACAUAUUGUAAAUUAGAGACCUUUAUUGUAUCUUCAGCCUUCCGCUUUCUUCUGGAAUGCUGUUAUUCUGAGCGUAAUAUUUUGUUUAUGCUUCAAUGUAUUUAUCUUCUUUGUCUCCAUAACAGCAAACUGAGUUGAACUCUAUUUAGCUGAUGAAAUCUUGUGUUCUGAUUUUCCCAUGUACUCCCUUGAUAUGUUAUACAUAACUAUAGUUAAUAUAAAUUGGUCUUUGUCAAUGAGAAUGUUAACUGAUAAAGA